Molecule: messenger RNA, 864 nt
Organism: Suillus discolor
Lineage: Eukaryota; Fungi; Basidiomycota; Agaricomycetes; Boletales; Suillaceae
Exons: 4
Coding region: 1-864 (287 amino acids)
Source: RefSeq, a predicted model, not a curated record
AUGGUGUGGAUAGCACACUUUAAUUAUUUGUGCUACCCUAAUGUUCCAUUUAUAUAUGCUACUAACAUCGACCCUAUUACCAUACACAUCAUCUCUUGGCAGCCACUCGUCAUAAAGCUGCCUACCCUAAUUCACGAGAACAUUCUCGUGCCUCUGCGUUCAUCUAUUGAUGAGGCACUUGUGACAAUGGGCAUCAAUUUAACCUUUGGUGCCUUCAUCACACAGAUGAAUUCCACUCUCAGGAGAGAAGGGCAAGCCGGAUCCACACAGAAACCUCUCAGCAUCCCAGACUCGCUCUUAGAGUUCCACAAUGCUGAUGGUGGACAUUUACAGCUCUGGAACAUGGAGAUAACUUUUUUACAAACAGAAUACGAAGCCCUAGCAAAACUACAACAUAGGGCAAAUCUAACACCAUCAGUGUCCUCUGCGUUUUCUAAAAGUAUCGACAAGAAGACUGGGAAUGUGGUAGCCAACUAUCGCAAGCACAACAACCCUGUAUUUGGCGAAGUAACAGUGUUUAAGCACACUUGGAUGUUGCCCCUCACCAUUACAAUUGAGGUUUGGCUUUAUUGUAAUGACAGACAAUUCAACAUACUAGAUGAUAAUCUCAUACAUUUUGCAAGCAUGCAAUUAAGUCCUGAUAUGGAUGAAGUUGGCCUUCACUUGGUGCAACAUAUAGUUGUUUGCGCACUAUUGAAGAUCAGAGAUCACACCCUGCAAUAUCUUGAUGUGGUGUUGGAGGAAGAGGACAAUGAGUUGGAUGAAGAAGAAGUUGAGAUUGAAGAAGAGGACAAGGAUGCCUAUACCAAGAAAGAGGAUGAGUCCGACAUUGUUCAGGAAUUCAAUGAGAGGUAUAGUUUUUAA